AUGAUCCAACAUCCUGAGAGCGCCCACAUUGAUCCGUUGGAGAACACAUUAAAGGAAGAGCAGGCCCACUGCUCCUGUGUAGAAGUGGAACCAGAUGGCCGACCAUGGUACGUCGACAUCAAGACCUACCUGGAAAAAGGAGAGUAUCCGCCGGAGAGUUCGGCAAAUCAAAGGAAAACCAUCAGGAGGUUAACCAAUGGUUUCUUCUUGAACAAGGAAGUACUAUACAAAAGAACCCCUGAUCUCGGUUUGCUCAGAUGCGUGGAUGCCGAAGAGGCCACGAAGCUGCUGAAAGAAGUGCACCCUGGAGCAUGUGGACCCCACAUGAACGGAUUCGUCCUCGCUAAGAAAAUCCUGGGACAAGAAUUGCAUGCGAUAAGCUCUCCUUGGCCUUUCGUGGCGUGGGGAAUGGACGUCAUAGGACCCAUUGAACCUCCGGCCUCCAACGGACAUCGCUUCAUCUUAGUUGCCAUAGACUAUUUCACCAAAUGGAUGGAGGCAACUUCCCACAAAUCAGUGACCAAGAAAGUGGUAGCGGACUUCGUCAGAAACAAUCUGAUAUGUCAUUUCGGUGUACCGGAAUCUAUCAUCACGGAUAAUGGCGCCAAUCUGAACAGUCAUUUGAUGAAGGAUAUUAGUGAGCAAUGCAAAAUCACUCACAGGAACUCUACCGCUUACCGGCCCCAGAUGAACAGAGCCGUAGAAGCUGCCAGUAAGAAUAUCAAAAGGAUCUUGAGGAAGAUGGUUGACAACUACAAAAAGGGGCACGAACAGCUGCCUUAUGCUCUGUUGGGAUACAGAACAACAACCAGAACUUCCAUCGGGGCAACUCCAUACCUCCUCGUUUAUGGUACAGAAGCGGUCAUACCCGCAGAGGUAGAGAUCCCUUCACUCAGAAUUAUCCAAGAGGCAGAAUUGAAAGAUGCUGAAUGGGUCAAGAGCCGUUAUGAACAACUGGCCAUGAUAGAGGAAAAACGAAUGGUGGCAGUGUGCCACGGGCGGCUGUACAGACAGAGAAUGUCUAAAGCCUUCAACAAGCGGGUCAGAACUCGACUUUUCCAGAUCGAACAACUCGUGCUCAAGCGAGUCUUCCCUCACCAAGAGGAGUAUAAAGGGAAUUUCGCACCGAACUGGCAGGGAACAUACAUGGUCAGGAAAAUACUUUCAGGAGGAGCUGUGGUUUUAGCCGAGAUGGACGGGCAAGAGUGGCCCAAAGCCAUCAAUGCAGACGCACUCAAGAGAUACUAUGUUUAG
Lycium ferocissimum is the source of this 1254-nucleotide messenger RNA. RefSeq lists its product as uncharacterized. The transcript is spliced from 2 exons. NCBI's taxonomy places the organism in Eukaryota, Viridiplantae, Streptophyta, Magnoliopsida, Solanales, Solanaceae. Gene Ontology annotation, biological process: DNA integration. The coding region runs from base 1 to 1254 and encodes 417 amino acids. Gene Ontology annotation, molecular function: nucleic acid binding. The record is from RefSeq and is a predicted model, not a curated record.